Messenger RNA from Drosophila albomicans, 2403 nucleotides. Its product is annotated as gametogenetin-binding protein 2-like. Bases 221 to 2290 code for a protein of 689 amino acids. Gene Ontology annotation, cellular component: cytoplasm; nucleus. The record is from RefSeq and is a predicted model, not a curated record. Lineage: Eukaryota; Metazoa; Arthropoda; Insecta; Diptera; Drosophilidae. The transcript is spliced from 4 exons.
CUAAUAUAUUAAUGGCGACCGGACGACUAGCUGAACCCUACAUACGUGUUUGAAAUUAUAGAAAAAAUCAUUUUUAUAUUUGAUUUACACUGUAAAGAACACAAGUUUAUUGUAUAAUAAAUUUCUCAAUAUACGCUGCAGACAUUUAAGUGUUUUUCGUUGCCGCAAAGUGUGUCGUAAAAGUGCCUAAAACUGCCGUCGUUGGUCUUCGAAAGAGAACAUGGCGAGGCUAACUAAAGUCUAUAAUACUGAAGAUGAUGAUUCUAGUUAUGUAGGCAGAAGGCAUUUGCCUUUGGUAGCAGGCGAUAAGCUAAUGAUGCUAAUGGACCUGAACAGCAAAGGACUUGUCAUCGAUAGCCCACAAAUACGAGGUCGUGAACUGGAGGAAUUCUCACGUAAAUUCAACCUGCUCACAGAGACGGAACGCAAGCAAUCCCUCGAGAUCGAUAGCAGCAGUUUCAUCUCGGUGCUGAAUCAGUGCGUUCAAUGCGUUGGUUGUCGCCGGCGUGUGGAACGUUUAUUUUACCAGCUAACUGAAUCCGGACAUCGAACACUUGAUCCUCUAGAGCUGCGAUCCAGCUGUACACUUGGCAUUACGGAGGAGAAGCUGAAAACGCCGCAAGCGCUGGGUACAUUGCUCUAUCGACAUCACGAGGUGCUCAACAAUCUGCUGGACAAUAAGCUGCGAAAUAAGACUCGCUGUGUGCUGCACUCGCUGGAUACGUUCAGAGCGAAACCGUUCUCAGAGACGUGGCGCGAAGUAUGGUCGGCGAUGAGCCGCAAUUGCCGCACUGAGGUGACCAUCAUUGAGACCAAGGAACUGCACGAAGUGCUCGAUAAGUAUCUGAAGAAGCACAAGUUUUGUGCCGGCUGUCGAACAAAGAUUGAGCGUGCCUAUAAAAUACUCAUUGGCGAGGUAUCUACCAAGGAGAAAGGCUAUGCGGCGCAGCUAUAUGCGCACAUACGGAAAUGUGUGCCUGACGAGCACAUCCAUGUGAGCAUGAACAAAAUUGAGUUCCUUGAUGCGUUGAUUAAACGCGCCGAGCCUGAGGUAAACGGCAGCUAUUCAAAACUUCGCGAACGCCAUGCCAAAACGCUGGAGAUCGCUCAGGAGGAGGUGCUUACAUGUGUGGGCAUGAUUAUGUAUGAACGGUUGCGUCGCAUUUAUGUCAGCUUACGCGAGGAGGAGCGUGCCUGCCAAGUGCUGGCCGCUGUUGGUGUGCAUGCGCUCUGUCGCAGCUUUCAUGAACGUGUCGAGCAGAAGCAGGGAAUUAGCAACCUGGAACUGUUGUAUCAGGAGAUCAGUCGUGCCGAGAAGGCCAAGGAGCUGAAGCGUGAGCAGAAGAAGCUGAAAAAGAAGAAGAAGAAGGAUGAGAAAAAGAACAUGCAUCGUCAUCUGUGUGACAACAACAAUGAUGAUGAUAAUAAUGCGAUCGACGCUGCCGAAUCGGAUGAUGAUGACGAGGAGGAGGAAGAGGAGGCGUUGGAGGCUGAGGUUGAAGCGGAUGCUGAUACAGUAGACGAUGGCAUUGUUAUUGUGUGUGCCGCCGAUACCGAUGUGGACCUUGAAGUCAAGCCGACAACAUCAACGCCAACGCCAAGUGACAAACCAACGAAAUCGAAAUCAAAAUCGAAAUCGAAGAAGCAACCGAAGAAGAAGAAACAAAAAUCUGCAAGCAACAAUUCUAAUAAUAAGAAUCCCGACAAGUUGUGCACUUACGACGUGGACUUGGAUAUCGUAGCAAGUAGGAGUAGUUGCCACGACUUGUCCAAGGCUGGCAAGUGCAACGACUGUUUGGCACCCAUGCCCAACUGUCCCUGCGAGCAGGAUGUGCGUGAUUCGGGCUAUGGUAGCGAUCCACCAACAUCGCAUGCCAAUUCUCGAAUUUCCAGCGCCAUCUCUUCGCCGGAGGGUUCGGAAGUAUCGUGCUCGGAUGGUCUAUGCAAUCACGAUGGGCUGCUACUGGAUGAGGAGCAAAGCGUGGCAGAUGUUGCGGCACGCAACAGCUACGUGUCAGAUUUGCUCUACGGUCAGCAGAUGCAAAUGGACCACAAGUUUUCAUUGCUGCAGAUGUGGGACGACUUUGACGACUACGAUAAAGACGACGAAAACUGUUGUUACAUUCCCCAAGAGGUGGUGCUGGCUUAUCAAUACCAGCGCGAGCAAGUGCAGCGUCAGCGCGAACAGCUGCGUGCCACAUUACGCCAAAACUUUGAGCGCUUGUGUUUGCAGCGUGGCGUUCACGUCGCGACCACCGCAAAUGCCACCGCCACCUCGACUGGCCAUUAAUUUUUGCAUUAAAAAACCGUUGUAGUUAUUCAGUCGCGCGUUUGCGGUUUCAAAGAAUCCACGCGCAUGCAUUCAAAAUACAUACAUAUAAUUUUUUUGUUUUUUGAAAUAAA